Messenger RNA from Trypanosoma theileri, 3609 nucleotides. Its product is annotated as lipin. Gene Ontology annotation, molecular function: phosphatidate phosphatase activity. NCBI's taxonomy places the organism in Eukaryota, Euglenozoa, Kinetoplastea, Trypanosomatida, Trypanosomatidae. The record is from RefSeq and is a predicted model, not a curated record. The transcript has a single exon. Bases 1 to 3609 code for a protein of 1202 amino acids.
AUGAUCUCCAGCAUUGGUGGAUUUCUCAAUCUCAACAAUCUCGACAUGACGAGCAAUGCCAACGAUGUCAUUGUGGUUCGUCACCCCAGUGGACAUUUAUACAGCACUCCAUUUAAUGUUCGUUUUGGAAAAGUAAAGGUGUUGAGCCCAAGUGAUAAAGUUGUGCAUGUGGAGGUGAAUGGUGUGCAGACAAAUGCGGUGAUGAAGAUGGGCCCUGAUGGAAAGGCAUUUUGGUUGAAACUCACACACCGCUCGGAGUGUGAUCAUGGAAGACCGGAAUCACCUAUUAUGAUCACCGUCAACGAUAGUGAAAUUAAUAUGAAUAGUAACCCUGUGGGUAAUCAAAACAAGAAUACUACUACUACUAAUAAUACUAAUACUACUGGUAAUAGUCAGAAUAGUACUGGAGAAGAAAAGGUAGUAUCUUCUCAUGAACUACCAUUAAAGCUUCCUCAGUCAGUAAAAGAGGUGGAAAAAAAGACAAAGGGAAAAGAAGUAGAAAAAACAACAUCUAUGCAUAAAGAAGGAGAUGAAGUUGCGGGUGAUGAAAAUCUUUUGACAAAGGAGGUUAGUGUAAGAGAAGUACGUGAUAGUCAUCGUAAACGUAAUUCUUUAAGAAAAUCUUCUGUGCCAAAUCAAACCAUUUUACAACUUAUUACAGAUUUGGAUGGGAUAAUUAAACAAAUGCAAGAACAUCAAGAGAAAAUUAAAGAUGGUAAGGAUGAUGAUAAACCCCAUGUGGGAGAAACAAUACCAUCUGUAGAAGAAAACCAGGAUGAAUAUACGUCUAAAUUAGUUAGACUGCAAGACCUCACGAAGGAGUUAAACCUUGCAUUAAGUCAAUUAAAUGUAAAUCCUGUUGCUGCGGAUGCCGCUGUGGCUUCUGUACCUAUUAGGUGUGGUGGAAAGAUUGAAGAAGAGCAUGUUUCUUUCUCAGCUUUUCCACUACAGUCACCAACAACAAACACAACAACAACAACAGACACAACUUCAACUACAACAGCAAUACCAAUCAGCACAGAAACAACAAAAGAUGAUGGGGAAAAAGUCUGCAAAGAAAAAGAUGAAUUAUUAAAUACAAUUAAAGAACAUUUGGUAGAAGCUACUGCGGCUUUACGAGCAGCUAAAGCCGUUAUAACCGUAGAAGCUCUUGCCUUACCAGAGAAUAGAUCAAUUCCCACAGUGGCGAGUUCUGUAGCAAGUGAUGAUGCCUUUGACUCUCAUGAUGAUCAUUAUUUAUUUGAAGAUCCUUUAGGUACAGAGAUGUAUGACUCGGAUGAGUUUGUCUCUCCUACGGAAGUUCCAGAUAAUAUAUUAUCAACUACACAUGGAGUGGCCUCUUCUGGUCUUGUUCAACUUCCUUCUUCUUUUGCUGAUGCCACUUCUACUAGUAUUGCGGAUACUACUGCUGCUGUUGAUACUACUGCUGCUACUACUACUACUAUGAAUACAAAUAAGAAUACUACUACUACUACUACUACGGAUGAACCGCCUCUCAUCACUACACUGUUGCCAGUUGGUGGUAGUAGUGUUCCUGGUGGACCGAACUCCACACCGAGAGUCUCUAUUACGAUGGGGGAUGAGUCCAUAAGCGUUGAUGAUGCCAUCUACAACUACAGUAACAACGAUAGCAGCAAUAGAAGUAGUAGUUUCAGCAGUGCGAGCAGUAGUGAUGGUUGUACGGCGUACCUCGCAAGUACAUUAGUUCCCACGGAAGCGGAUUUAUUACGACUAAACUUAGUGGAAGGACAUAAUCGUAUUCGGUACAUCACACACAGUUCAUUACGUGGAGAAGUGGCGGUAGAAGCAAAUGUAUACUUGUGGGAUAGCACGGAUCGCCUUGUUGUGAGUGAUGUGGAUGGUACAGUAACGAAGAGUGAUGUUUGGGGUCAUCUUAUGCCACUUAUUGGACGUGAUUGGACUCAUCCCGGUAUUUGUUCUCUCUAUAGUAAGAUUGAACAGAAUGGAUAUAAGUUUGUUUACCUCACCGCACGUAGUUUAUCACAAAUUAGUAUGACACGUAAUUUUCUCUGGAAAGUGGAACAAAAUGGUUCUCGAUUACCGAAAGGACCAGUAUUAACAACACCGCAACGUUUUUUUACCGCUCUUACACAGGAAGUAUCUAAGAAAUCACAUUUAUUUAAAACGGCAUGUUUAAAACAAGUUUUGGAUGCUUUUCCAUCACAGUGUAAACCCUUUUACGCUGGUUUUGGUAAUCGAAUUAGUGAUGUAUGGAGUUACGCCGCUACUCAGAUUCCAAAACAUAAAAUAUUUAUUAUUGAACCAGAUAGUGUAUUGGAGGUACAUAAUGUGAAAAGAACCUAUAAUGAUCUUGCAGGAAUAGUAGAUGUCGUUUUCCCACCCAUUGUAAAACGAAAAGUACGAUCUAGGCGAAUAACGAAAGGCGUAGUAAAUAAUAAUAAUAAUAAUAAUAAUAAUAAUAAUAAUAAUAAUAAUAAUUCCAAUCCCUCUGCUGUCUCACCGGUGAGUCAUGAUGCUGGAAGUAAUAGUUCUUUUGGUAAUGGGAGUGGUAUUAUGGUAACGACAUCCCCUGCUCUCUUUUCAUUAGAAGAGGCGGAAUCCCCAUGUAAACAGGCGGUGAGUGAAGAACAGCAGUGUCCACUGGGAUCUAGUGGGAAUACAGGCGAGGGAUCCUCCUCCUCAUGUGUGGAAUUAGAUAUGGAGAGAAAACCCAAUUUAACCACAUCUACUUCAAGAUAUGAAGAUAGUAUGGAUGUUGCUGUGGAUCAGGAGUAUGAUUCGUAUCUCUACUGGCGUGUGGAACCAUCCGCUCUCAUCUCAACAUCAAAGACGGGAAAACAGAAUAAUAAUAAUAAUAAUAAUAAUAAUAAUAAUAAUAAUAAUAAGGAAGGGAAGAUGACAGAGGAAAAGCAAAAGAAACCAACACAGCAACAAGGACUUUUAAAUAAGUGGUUGAAUUUUAAUCUUGGGUUAACGCCUGCUAGUGAUAAUAAUAAUAAUAAUAAUAAUAAUAAUAAUAAUAAUAAUAAUAAUAAUAAUAAUAAUAAUAAUAAUAAUAGUGGAGGUGGUGGAAAUAAACCGCAAGAGAGUGGUGGAAAGAAAACAGCCGCAGCUGCUGUGGGAGGGACAACACCAUCGGUUGGUAGUGAUUCCCUCAACGCCAGUGGAUUAACACAAACUUCAGGAAAUGCACCCGAUUGCAGUUUAGUUGCGAGUACAAAUGCCGAUACCCCAAUGAUGCCAACAACAACAACAACAACUCAUACAGUGACGAUUACUAGUGAGAAAAAGAUACCGCCGACUGUUGGAGGAACAAAUUCAAAUACGGUAGAAGCCACAAAAGGUAAAACUCCUGGAUGUGAAGUUGUUGAGAUAUCAUCUCUGGCUACUACACCUACUAAUACUGCUGCUGCUGGGAAUACUGGUAAGAAUUCAAGUGUGAAUGGGAAAGAAGGAUCAUCACGUAGUUGGUUAUUUUGGAAAUCCACCAGUAGUUCGUUUAACAAUGGAGCUGGAGAGUCUACAUCUGCGGUGGGAGGGGAAACUAUGAAGAGGGAAAAGAAUACCGAAACGACAGCCAACACAACGGCUUUACCACAAGUUAAAUCUCCUGAAAAAGGAAAGUAG